UUGACAGGCACGUGAGCUGUGACGUCAUCAGAGAGAGCAGUCGACAUGGCGGCGGACUGUCUGCUAAAGGUGAUAUUUGAACGUGAAGGAGUCUUCAUCCAUCCCAGCAGCGAUGAAGACGCCAUCGAGCACGAUCUCCUCAUCUCAGGCUCUCUGCGGAUCGUUGACAAGGAAGCUGAAGUCUUCGUAGAGUACAAACCUGUGGAGGAACCCGUCGACUCAUCAAACAUGCUGUGUGCUGGAAAGGACUCCAGCUCUGUCAUGGAGUGGAACCAGUGUACAGGUGAGAAGAACCAGUGUUCAGGUGAAAAGAACCAGCAGCUGUUAGAAACCCAGCAGAGUUACGAGACGGAGUGGGACAUGAUCAACGCCGUGUCCUUCAAGAAGAAGAGCUGCUCCAACGGAGAGGGCGCUCUGAACCACAGCCAUGAGAGGAGUCGGGGUGCGUUCAGCUUCGCUGUCAGUGACCUCCGGUCCGUCACCGUGAAGGAGGAGGGUUGGAGCUUCCUGGUCUUCAGGCUGAAGGAGUCCUGCUCCUCUCCGCCUCCUCUUCACUUCCACCAGGGCGGCAGCAGAGAGUUCCUGGACAGCCUGAGGAGGUUUGCUCUGCUCAGCGAGUCUCCAGGAGAUGACCGGUGUCUGUUGGUCAGCGCUCCAAACAGAACUCUGUCUCAGUCCUUUGAGAACCUUCUGGAUGAAAACAACUUCGGCCUCGUUCAGCAGAAGUUCAGGAAGGACCCGUACGUCACCACACUGGGCGGAUUCUCCAAAGUCACCAACUACAUCUACGAUGCUUUCCGGGGGACGGAGGAGCAGCACCAGCGUCCUCCGGAGGAGGUGGCCGACCUGUUGGGGGAGGUCAUCCCUGGACUGGAGAUCAACCAGCAGGAGGAGCCCGGCUUCGAGGUCAUCACCAGGAUUGACCUGGGGACGAGGCCUCAGGUGACUCGUACUGGGCCUCUGUCCUCAGAGGACUGGAGCAAACACCAGGACCCAGAGGGCAGGAUGAUCAACGUCUCUCUGCUCAAACAAAUCAUCUUCAAAGGAGGACUCUGUCACGCUGUGAGGAAAGAAGCCUGGAAGUUCCUGUUGGAAUAUGUCCCCUGGGACAGCACGCUGGAGGAGAGGAAAGUCCUGCAGAGAGCCAAGACUGAUGAAUACUUCCGGAUGAAGCUUCAGUGGAAGUCAGUGAGUGAGGAGCAGGAGAGGAGGAACUCCAGACUGAGGGACUACAGGAGUCUGAUUGAGAAAGACGUGAACAGAACGGACCGCUGCAACCGCUUCUACGAAGGCAUGGACAACCCAGGUCUGGUCCUCCUCCACGACAUCCUGAUGACCUACUGCAUGUUUGACUUUGACCUGGGAUACGUCCAGGGGAUGAGCGACCUGCUGUCUCCGAUCCUCUACGUCAUGGAGAACGAGGUGGACGCUUUCUGGUGUUUUGUCUCCUUCAUGGACCAAAUGCACCAGAACUUUGAGGAGCAGAUGCAGGGCAUGAAGACUCAGCUGAUCCAGCUCAGUACUCUGCUCAGACUGCUGGACUUGUCCUUCUGGAACUACCUGGAGUCUCAGGAUUCAGGGUUCCUCUACUUCUGUUUCCGAUGGCUGUUGAUCAGAUUCAAGAGGGAGCUCAGCUUCCACGACGUCCUGAGACUCUGGGAGGUGAUGUGGACCGGUCUGCCUUGUGACAACUUCCACCUGCUGGUCUGCUGUGCCAUCCUGGACUCAGAGAAACAGAAGAUCAUGGAGGAGAACUACGGCUUCAACGAGAUCCUCAAGCACAUUAAUGAGCUGUCCAUGAAGCUGGACAUCGAGGAAGUCCUUCAGAAAGCAGAGGGCAUCUGUGAGCAGAUCAAAGGCUGUAAGGACUUGCCUCGCUCCAUCAGCGUCAUCCUGGGUCUGGGACCAGGUCCAGGUCUGGGUCCAGGUCUGGACUCUGAGGUGUGUGACUGUGGAGCUUCUCCAGCUCUCAGGCCGCCUCAGCGAGCAGACGCCUGCUCCAACGGACUGUUGAGAGGAAGCAGCUCUCACAGAGUGGCCUUCAUAUCGUCCUGAACAGACACUGAGCCGCCGCGUCGCCAUGACGACGAGGAGGAGGAGGAGGAGUGUAAAAAGGAUUUAAGAUUAUUCAGAAUCUUAUUUUUGUAAUUUCUUGUACCAUAUUGUGUCCGUCAUUCCUUCUCUCCACGUUUCCUGAAGCUCCAUCCAGACGCUCACACCGUUACCAUAGUAACCAUAUGACGGGGUGAGUGAGUGAGUGAGUGUGCUCCUCUGUGUCCGUCCACCAGUCUCUCAUAUCCUGUCUUCAUUUUUGGUUGAAUGAAGAGUGAAUUAAUUUAUUCACAUCAGAGGUCGUCUCUGUAGUUAUAGUCUGAUAGAUGUGGACAUUCAGUGGGAGACAGACAGACAGAUGUCUCCUCUUCAUGACGCAGUGAAACACAUGUUGAUAGAGACUUCCAUCCUGGUCUCUGAUGUCCAUCCAGAGGAACGUCCAUUAGGCCCUCAGAACCCAGAGACGGACUUCUUAAAGUACCAGGAUGUGAUUUACAGGGACAGUAGUGAUGUUUAGCGAUCAACACACGAACAGAAUCUGUUGUGUUCACUCUGUUUUCACCUUUCUGACAGAAAGCAGUUUGUUCUCUUCAGUCACACCAGACUUCAUUCACAAAACCCCUCGUUUAACAGCAGAACUCUGAGUCUGAACGUCUCUACUGUCCCUUUAAAUGACGGGUGGAGCAGGAGGUGGAGGAGCAGGAGGAGGUCUGAGUGGAGCUUCAGCCAGAACGUGGUGUCUCUUUUCUCCUCAAAGACCAACAUGGACAAACUCUUGACCUUUAACCUCCUUCAGUAUUAAUCAUCUCACGUGGAAUGAAGAAGACGUUCCUGUGAGAAGCCGAUUCUCCUCUAAAGUCAUCAACACGUUGAUUAGUGUUUUUGUACGCGCAUCUUAUUCCCUCUGAGGAAAUAAACCUGUUUGACAUGUAAACAUAUAUAUUUAUAUUGAUAUAUGAAUAUGUUCCAGAUGUCAUCCUGAGGGAGCAGAGAGAGAAGUGUUGGUCUCAGUGUCACCGCGUUAGACUCACAGCUGGCGGAGCUACAAUCAUCCGCAGGUUGUCCUGACGCCAUGGUCACCCUGGUUACCCUGGUUACCGUGGUCACCCUGGUUACCGUGGUCACCCUUGUGUGGUUAGUUCUGCAGUAAGCAGUGGUUCAUCUGUGCAGCUGGAGUCACUUUACAUCUCAGGACAGUCAGAGUGGAAUACACUGAGUUUCCUGUGAUGUCUUCACAAUAAAAGCCAAGAGUUUUAAUGUGAAGGAGCAGAAAAGGAAAUGAAGAAUCAGCACGUAAAUAUGAAUCUAUAAAUCUACUCGUUAAGAAAUCAAGAUGAUCUCCACAAAUAUGAAAAUGUUCCUUCAAAAGCAACCAAUCAAAUCUCUGAUGUUUCUGUUACAGUUCAUUCCAUAUUUUAUUAUCCAUGAAAAUCCAUCUGGUUAUUAAUAAAGUUAUCUUUAAAAUGACUAUCUGGUUAUUAAUAAAGUUAUCUUCAAAAUGACUAUCCAUCUGGUUAUCAAUAAAGUUAUCUUUAAAAUGA
This is a messenger RNA of Anoplopoma fimbria (sablefish), 3593 nucleotides long. It is a transcript of the gene tbc1d15, whose product is annotated as TBC1 domain family, member 15. Lineage: Eukaryota; Metazoa; Chordata; Actinopteri; Perciformes; Anoplopomatidae. Gene Ontology annotation, molecular function: GTPase activator activity. The record is from RefSeq and is a predicted model, not a curated record. Gene Ontology annotation, biological process: activation of GTPase activity. The coding region runs from base 46 to 2055 and encodes 669 amino acids. The transcript has 17 exons.